AUGUUUCGAUGGAUGCUUCUAAGGAUGAUGUUAUUGCUCUGGAUGACAAGCGUAACACUUCAGGGCGGCACAGGGUACAAACCUCAAAAUCCAAAUGGUGGUGCAGCACAAAUGUCACCAAGAGAUUAUGGUUUGGGUCAAAAUAGCAACUCAGCAAAUAUGAAAGGAAACGGUUAUCCUGUAAACAAAGGUACAGGUGCAUAUGGGAGUGCACAAAAUAAGCCUGGAUACGGAGGUCGUCCCCCGUAUGGUGGAACAGGCAUGGGAAUGAUGAACCAACAUGCAUUGAAGCAGAGGGGAGGUUAUGGAAAUGGUAAUGGCUACAAAGCUCCAUCUUAUGGGGGCUACAGCAAUUUAAUGGGUGCUCAUCCCCAAAAAGGAGUUGGUCUAGGUUAUGGUGCUGGGCCUGCAGCUGCCAAGGGACAAGGGACAAGGCCAAAGGGACAAGGCUCAAAAUCUGGAGGAUAUAGCAUCUCUGCAGGAUACACCAAUGGUGGGGCAACCAAGGCACAACAAGGAUAUGGAGGAUAUGCUAAUGGAGCUAAGCAACCUAAUACAGACUCUUCGCUUCCAAAUAUGGGGUAUCCCAGUGGUGGAACCAAGGGACCUAAACCAGGAUAUGGUGCUAAAGCUGGACCCUCAAAUGGACAAGGAGCCAAGCCUAAUGUGAUUUGGGAUUGGUUUUGUUCGGGAUAUGGAGGAUAUGCUAAUGGAGGUGCAGCUAAGCAACCCAAUACAGGUUCUUUUCUUCAAAAUAUGGGGUAUCCCAAUGGUGGAUCCAAGGGACCUAAACCAGGAUAUGGUGCUAAAGCUGGACCCUCAAAUGGACAAGAGGCCAAGCCUAAUGGCUCUUCACUUCAAAAUAUGGGGUAUCCCAAUGGUGGAACCCAGGGCCCUAAUCCAGGAUAUGGUGCUAAAGCUGGACCCUCAAAUGGACAAGGAGCCAAGCCUAAUGGAUAUGGAGGUUAUGCUAACGGAGGUGCAGCUAAGCAACCUAAUACAGGCUCUUCUCUUCAAAAUAUGGGGUAUCCCAAUGGUGGAGCCAAAGGACCUAAACCAGGAUAUGUAGGAUAUGCUAAUGGAGGAGCAGCUAGGCAACCUAACACAGGCUUUUUUCAAAAUAUGGGGUAUCCCAAUGGUGGAACCAAGGGGCCUAAACCAGGAUAUGGAGGAUAUGCUAAUGGAGGAGCAGCUAGGCAACCUAAUACAGGCUCUUUUCUUCAAAAUAUGGGUUAUCCCAAUGGUGGAACCAAGGGACCUAAACCAGGAUAUGGUGCUAAAGCCGGACCCUCAAUUGGACAAGGAGCCAAGCCUGGUUACGGUGUUCCUGGACAUAUGUCAGAAGGACCUUAUAAAGCAGCUAAUUCAGGAUAUAUGCCUGUAACAGCUGGGAAAGAGGGUGUUCCCAGUGGAAAAGGACCUAAAGGGGAGAUUUUAAGCCCUGAAGCAUCAAGUCAUCUCCCACUAACAUCUAACACCAAGGGUGUUUUACCACUAGCUGAGCGUGUGCCAAAUACAGGAUUGCUUCCAGAACAAACUAAAGAUCUUCCACCAGUCCUGCAACAAACGAAAGGACAAAAUCUUAAUGCACCACUUCAACAGGGCAAAGACCCCAACUCUAUGGGACCUCAGCCUGCUCCAAAGCCAUUUAUGCAAGGUCCAGGAUUUUAUAAACCUAGUAAAGCUUAUAAACCACCCACACCUGUAAUUCCACAAAACAAAGCUUCAAAGCCAGCUGCACCAGCAAUCCCUCAAGCAAUUCCUGCACCAGAAUCAGCUCCCAUUCCUCAGACGAGUUAUCCUCAAACAUCACAGACAGCUGCACUAGAGCAGGGACAAGUGCUGUCACAGGAACAAACCGUCACUCCAGUGAUACCAAAGCCAAUUUCGCCACAAGGCAGUAUUUUUUCACAGGUGCCUCUGGUGCCAAAUGCAGCUGUUCCUCAAAUAACUCCAGAGAUGCAACAAACCAAGAUUCAGUCAAACCCAGCUUUGCCUCAAAUGAAGAAUCCAUCAACAACAAAUCCUGAUUGUGGACCUGGUGGACGACCUAAUGGACAAUGGGUCAAACUUCCAAGUCCUGGUUCAGGGUACCCCAACGGAAAAGGAGAAGUGUCAUCUCAACCAGGCUUUGGAGCAGGUGGUUAUCCAGCUCAUGGCAUUAACAAUGGCUACAAAGCAGGUUAUGAAGGAUAUGGAAACAAAUUCAAUAAGCCAGCUGGACCACAAGGUGGGCAGCCAAUGGGAUUCGGAUCUAAGGGAAAAGCUCAAGCAAAAUAUGGAAUUGGUGGACUUCCAUUUGGUUCCCAUAGAGGAUAUCAAACCAACCCCUCUGGACAAUAUGGUAAUGAAGGACAGCGCUAUGGAGCCAAACCCUACAAUCCUCAAGCACUGGGAAAACACGGAUAUGGUAGUUUACCGUACAACUCUCAGCCUCUUCUACCGGAAUCUGUUGCCAAAUCAUCCGACUUUGGAGGGUUACCCUACAAUGGUCAGCCGCUUGGAUAUGGUGGUGACAAGUCGUCUGGAAAAUAUGGACAAAAGGGUCUUCAUUAUGAUGGUCAGCCAUUUGAUCUCAGGCCUGAUGCUAUGUCUGGGAAAUAUGUCAGUCUCAGUGGCGAUGCCAAAUCAGCUAAAUAUGGUAAUCCAGCAGUGUCAUAUGAGCUCCUCGGCCCUGUGACUGAUGGCCAAUCUGUUGAAGAAAACAGAAGCCUGGAGGUUUUGCACCAAGGUCCUGAGAUUGAUGGACAGAAAUCCAUUGACCAGUUUGGAGAUGGAGAAGUUCCACCCCAUCCUGAUACUCCAGGAGCUGGAGAGGCGAAUGCACAAUCCAUAAACAAAUACGGAAUGGGUGAUUAUACCAAUGGAAGAGUACAACCAGAAGUUGUCUCUUUCCCUGGUGUUCCCACUGUGGGCCCCGCUCCUCACAUCCCUGCUGUCACCUCAUUUGACACCACACUGGACGGUUCCUCCCUGGCCCCUGUCUCUGUGCCUGAUGUGUCUGCUGUUUCUGAGGUGCCUUUCUCACCCACAUUCUCUCCCACUCUAAAGCAGCAGCCAGCACCACCACAACAGAUUCACAUCCAGCAGCACCUCAAGUUCCACUUCCACCCACAGGGCAACUCCCAGACAGGAAAGGAAGGCAAAUACAAAUUGAAUGGUUUCUUUGGAAAUAAAUACCAAGGAUAA
Messenger RNA from Sinocyclocheilus anshuiensis, 3189 nucleotides. RefSeq names its product calymmin (gene cmn). The transcript is spliced from 45 exons. NCBI's taxonomy places the organism in Eukaryota, Metazoa, Chordata, Actinopteri, Cypriniformes, Cyprinidae. The record is from RefSeq and is a predicted model, not a curated record. The coding region runs from base 1 to 3189 and encodes 1062 amino acids.